AUGUCUAGCCCCGAUUUGAUUCAUCAGUACAAAACUACGUGCAAUAAAUUGAAGAAAAUACAGCGGGUGUUAAUCAAACGUUUUGGACCAAGUGUAUCUGAUGUAUCGGAAGAGUUUGGCUCGUUGGCCAACAGCUUCAACGAAGCCUUCCAGCCAGAGUAUGCCGCAAAAUGUUACAUUGGCCAAAGUAAGUGCGACAAGCUCAUCGGUAACGAUAUGGGCGAGGUCGAUGCUCUGCUCCGAGCCGCUCGAUCCUUUCGAAUCGCGAACGAGAAGCAAACCAGAAUAGGGGCUACAAACGUUACCCAGGAUUAUCACGAGGGCGCAUUUCGAUGCUACACGUUGGCACUUUCCCGGCUCCCCGACAAAUCGGUCAUCGGCGCGGCCAUCAUACGGGAACUAAAAGAAGUCAACCCGAACGUGGAGCUCACAAGUGAUUUCAACUCGCCAUGCCAUCGCAUAUGGGAUCUGGAACAAUCCGCAGAGGAAAGUAUUGCUGCGCGGGAUUAUGUUGCCGCAUUCGAGAAGCUAUCGGAAAUAUACGACAACCUAACGGAACGCAAAUGCGAAAUGCUGUACCAAGACGUAGUAAAGCGGAUCGAGGUGUCCCGGCUGUUAUUGCUAUGCCUGCUUCAGCUGCCUCCGUCCGUACGGUACGACCAUAAAUUCAUCGAGCGAUACUCUACCAUCGGUGACGGUGGCCAUCGGGACACGAGCCACUCCCAGCCACAGCUUCCGGAGGAUCUUGUGUUCCUGCUCCAGUCACUUGUCGUGUCCUGCCAGGCGAAGGAUGUUGAAUCGUUGGUAUCAGUUCGGGAUGAAUUGUGCCUUCGGUCGGAUUUAACCACAUUCCAGCACGCCCUGCUAAAGGAAGUGGUAGCAAAGUAUUGCAAAUGAUAUUAGAUAGAUAAAUCUCGAAGAUACAUUUGGAGAUCGUAUGCAGGGUGGUAUAACCCGGUAUACCAGCUCGUUGUACAUAGCACCAUGAAG
This is a messenger RNA of Anopheles nili, 990 nucleotides long. RefSeq lists its product as uncharacterized. The transcript is spliced from 2 exons. Lineage: Eukaryota; Metazoa; Arthropoda; Insecta; Diptera; Culicidae. Gene Ontology annotation, biological process: vesicle cytoskeletal trafficking. Gene Ontology annotation, cellular component: early endosome. The record is from RefSeq and is a predicted model, not a curated record. Bases 1 to 897 code for a protein of 298 amino acids.